AUGGCGGAGGCCCCGCAAUGCCGCCGCGUCGGGAUCCUGGGCUACGGGCAACUGGGGCAGUUCCUGGCGGGGCAGUUGCUGGCCGAGGGGCCCCGCCGGGGGCUGGCGCUGGCCUUCGUGUGGGCCCGGGACGGCGCCCGCCUGGGGCCGCUGCCGCCCCCCCUGCGCCUGCCCCACCUCCGCCUCCUGCCCCACACGGCCGUGGACCUCGUGGUGGAGGUAGCCCACCCCUGCAUAGCCCAGCAGCACGGCGAGGAGAUCCUGGCCCACGCUGACUUCAUGGUGGGGUCUCCCACGGCGCUGGCAGACCCGGACACGGAGAGGCGGCUGCGGGCGGCGGCGGAGCGCGGGGGCCACACGCUCUACGUGCCCCGGGGCGCCCUGUGGGGCUGUGAGGACAUCCAGCGCAUGGACGCCGCCGGCACGCUGGCCGCACUGAAGGUGACGAUGACGAAGGCACCGCAGAGCUUCCGGCUGGAGGGGGAGCUGCGGGAGCGGCUGGCGGCGGUGGUGGCGGCCGGGGGCCCUGGGGUGCUCUACGAGGGGCCCGUGCGGCCCCUCUGCGCCCUGGCCCCCAACAACGUCAACACCAUGGCGGCUGCCUGCGUGGCCGCCCCCCGCCUCGGCUUCGACGGUGUCCACGCCCGCCUGGUGGCCGACCCCAGUGUCCCCGACUGGCACGUGGUGGAGGUGGAGGUGACAGGUGUCGGGGAGCAGGGCCGGGCUCUGCGCGUCACCAGCGCCCGCCGCAAUCCCGCGGCACCCGGGGCCGUCACCGGCACGGCCACCCGCGACGCCUUCUGGAGCAGCCUCCUGGCCUGCCGCGGACACGGCGGAUGCGUCCAGCUCUGCUGA
Rhea pennata is the source of this 855-nucleotide messenger RNA. RefSeq names its product aspartate dehydrogenase domain containing (gene ASPDH). Gene Ontology annotation, biological process: NAD+ biosynthetic process. The transcript is spliced from 7 exons. Gene Ontology annotation, molecular function: NADP binding; L-aspartate dehydrogenase [NAD(P)+] activity. The record is from RefSeq and is a predicted model, not a curated record. Lineage: Eukaryota; Metazoa; Chordata; Aves; Rheiformes; Rheidae. Bases 1 to 855 code for a protein of 284 amino acids.